CGGCGGCGGCGGCGGCUCCAAGAUGGCGCAGACGAUCUUCGAGGCCCUUGAGGGAAUGGACAAUCAGACUGUCCUGGCUGUCCAGUCAUUGUUGGAUGGCCAAGGAGCAGUCCCUGAUCCAACAGGCCAGAGUGUCAGUGCACCCCCUGCUAUCCAGCCAUUGGAUGAUGAGGAUGUCUUUCUUUGCGGGAAGUGUAAGAAGCAGUUCAACUCACUGCCAGCAUUUAUGACCCACAAGCGGGAACAGUGCCAGGGGAACGCCCCGCCCCUGGCCACUGUCUCGCUGGCCACCAACAGCAUCUACACGCCUUCAGCAGCGCCCACAGCAGUCCAGCAGGCCCCGCCUCCUGCAAAUCGCCAGAUCUCUACAUAUAUCACGGUGCCCCCAUCCCCACUGAUCCAGACCUUGGUGCAGGGGAACAUCUUGGUGAGCGAUGACAUGCUCAUGUCUGCCAUGUCGGCUUUCACAUCCCUGGACCAACCCAUGCCCCCGGGCCCCCCACCUGUGCAGAGCAGCCUGAGCAUGCAUUCUGCACCCGGCUACCUCGCCCAGCCUCCGCCACCCCCUCCGCCCCCUCCACCACUGCCCCCACCCCCACCACCCCAACCCCCACCACCCCCACCUCAGAGCCUGGGUCCCCCCGGGCGGCCCAACCCCGGUGGGACUGGUGUGGUGGAGGUGUACAGUGCCACAGCACCCCUGGCUGGAAGUGGAACAGUGGAGAUCCAGGCAUUGGGAAUGCAGCCGUACCCACCCCUUGAGGUGCCAAACCAGUGUGUGGAGGCUCCAGUAUACUCCACCCCCCCAGUGUACAGCCCCGGCAAACAGGGAUUCAAACCAAAAGGACCCAACCCCACUGCCCCCAUGACCAGCGCCACUGGGGGCACGGUGGCCACCUUUGACUCCCCACCGGUGCUGAAGACCCGACGGGCCAAAGGUGCCAGUGGACUCCCAGAAGCUGCAGGGAAACCAAAGGCUCAGAAACUCAAGUGCUCGUACUGUGACAAGUCAUUCACCAAAAACUUCGACCUGCAGCAGCACAUCCGAAGCCACACUGGUGAGAAGCCCUUCCAGUGCAUUGCAUGUGGCCGUGCCUUUGCCCAGAAGUCUAAUGUCAAGAAACACAUGCAGACUCACAAGGUCUGGCCUCCAGGGCGCAGUGGUGGUACCGUCUCUCGCAACUCUGUGACUGUACAGGUCAUGGCCCUGAACCCCAGCCGGCAGGAAGAUGAGGAAAGCACAGGGUUGGGACAGACACUGUCGAGUGCCCCACAGCCCCAGGCUUUGCCCACAGCAGGUGAGGAUGAGGGGGACAAGAUGGAGGCCAAGCAAGUGGUCCUCAUUGAUAGCUCCUACCUGUGCCAGUUCUGCCCCAGCAAGUUCAGCACUUACUUCCAGCUCAAGUCCCACAUGACCCAGCAUAAGAAUGAGCAGGUGUACAAGUGUGUGGUCAAAAGCUGCGCCCAGACGUUCCCAAAGCUCGACACAUUUCUGGAGCACAUCAAGAGCCACCAGGAGGAGUUGAGCUACCGCUGCCACCUCUGCGGCAAGGACUUUCCCUCGCUGUACGACCUGGGCGUGCACCAGUACUCUCACAGCCUCCUGCCACAGCACAGCCCCAAGAAGGACAGCACGGUCUACAAAUGCGUCAAAUGUGUCAACAAAUACUCUACCCCUGAGGCCCUGGAACACCACCUACAGACCGCCACUCACAACUUCCCCUGCCCGCACUGCCAAAAGGUGUUUACUUGCGAACGCUACCUGCGGCGUCACCUGCCCACACAUGGCAGUGGGGGCCGGUUCAAGUGCCAGGUGUGCAAGAAGUUCUUCCGGCGGGAGCACUACCUCAAACUGCAUGCUCACAUCCACUCAGGUGAGAAGCCCUACAAAUGCUCAGUGUGUGAGUCCGCAUUCAACCGCAAAGACAAACUGAAGAGACACAUGUUGAUCCAUGAGCCAUUCAAGAAAUACAAAUGCCCCUUCUUGACACACACAGGCUGCAGUAAGGAGUUCAACCGACCAGAUAAGCUGAAGGCUCAUAUCCUCUCCCACUCUGGCAUGAAGCUCCACAAGUGCGCCCUGUGCAGCAAGUCCUUCAGCCGCCGCGCCCAUCUCGCCGAACACCAGCGUGCCCACACGGGCAACUACAAGUUCCGCUGUGCUGGCUGCGCCAAGGGCUUUUCCCGCCACAAAUACCUCAAGGAUCACCGCUGUCGCCUCGGCCCCCAAAAGGAUAAGGACCUGCAAGCCCGGAGACCCUCCCGGAGGAGGGCGGCUCCCCGCAGUGGUAGCAGUGGUGGGCACAAGGCGGUGACCCCCAUGCCUGACCCACUGGGGCUGGAGGAGUUGAAGGACACGGGGACUGGGCCAGUGCCCGAGGCUGCCCCAGGCAAGCCGCCCUUCUCGGAGCCAGACGCCGUGCUUUCUAUCGUAGUGGGUGGCACGGUGGGCAGUGACCCUGAGCUGGUAGUGCCUGGGCAUGCCGAAGGCCUGGGCCCCAACCUGGCACUGGCAGAGCUGCAGGCAGGGGCUGACGGCCCCUGUGCCAUGCUUGCUGUGCCUGUCUACAUCCAGGCCACGGAGUGAUGGACCCGUGGCGUUUGCUCCAUGGCCCAGCCUGACGCUCACCCUUGGGUCUACAGCCUCUGGGGCCGUCUAGAGAUCCUUCCCAGUGGAAGCGAGCUGUCAGCGGAAAACCUUUCGGAAUGUCACUUAUAAACCCUGGCCGUGACCACCCUGCUGUAUCCCCUAUCCUUCUGGAAAGCUCUGUAGCAUUCUGGGACCUGGGGCAGGGCUGCCUGUGGCUCCCAGGCAGGGGCGAUGGCAAGAUAGAUGGCUGAGCCUGAGCGGCCCAGGGUCUGGCUGGGUCCAGGCUUGUGGUUGGGCUGCCUGACAAAGAAGACAGGGUAGUCCUGCCCACCCGCUCUGGGCUGCCUGCGGGGCAGCCUGACAUGGUCAGGGCCCUUAUCUGCUGUUCCGUUUUACCUACGGUUCCUCACAGCAUCCCCACAUGAAUCUGUGAUGUAGGCAUUUAGGAGGCACUCGAAUGACGUGGUGAGAGUGCAGCUCUCAGCCCGGUCUGGCUCCAAAUCCAAGCGCGAUCACUCACUUGCUGUGUGACCUCGGGUAAGUCACUUCACCUCUCUAAGCCCUGUGUUCCUCAUCUGUGCAGUGAGGCUUAUGACAAUACUACCUCAUAGGGCUGUCAUGGGGAUCUGGCCUGAUGAAAUAUGCAAAGGGUUCACAUAGUGCCUGGCACUUGGAAAGUGCUCAAUAAAUGUUUUUAUCAAAAUGUGUACCCACGUGGCUCAGGCCGUAGCUUUGGCAGUCCCUAUGUGGCAGAAUUCUCCCCUCCAAAGUGCGUGGGGGCUGAGGGCUUCAUGGACCGUCACAUAGGACUGUGCUGCCCCAUUAGCCAUGGAGAGGUUUUGUGUUCCCAGAAUGACUAUUUCAGAACAUAGCCCUUGGAAAUACCCAGCGGGAGUUUCUGCUUGCUUUUAAAAUUGCAGGUCCUUGGGUCUCGCCUCCAAACCCUUUGGAAUCAGAAACUCUGACUAGAGCCAGAGGUCCAUCUUGAGCAGGCCUCUGGGUGGCCACAGAUGCCCCUGCAUCAGCGUUCCCUUCCCCAUCCCCAGCAGUCCAGGGCGGAGCAAACCAGGCUCAUUGGUGGGCAGGGAGAGAGAAAAGGGGCCUUGGCUGAGUUUCCUCAUUUAUUUUCACAAUCACCCUUCUGGGCCACACUGCCUCAGCUACAGGAGAGAAAACUGAGGCUCGAGAAGGGACAGGGCAGGAAGUUGGAGAACUGUUGGACUCAGUUUGGUACAUUAGUUUCCUUGAAGGGCUGACACAUUGCUCUGACUUCAGUGCUGGGGCCUAGGGCUAGAGCUCAGAGCAAGCCCAACUUAACCACAGCCUCAGGACGGGUAGGACGCAGUGGGAGGGGCAAAUGAGGCGGUAGUGCACAGCUGAGGGGUGAGGGCUAUAAGUGUACCCAGCCCUCAUAAAAGUCAGAGGAGGGAUUGAUAAAGAUAGGAUGUCUCUUUGGAGGCAGUGGCAUUUGAGCUGGGCCUUCAUACAGAGUGUUUUCACACAUGGAUAGUUAGGGGAAGGCAAGGUAUGAGCAAUGACUUCAAGGUAUGACAAUGGAAGGCCUGUUGUAUUCCUGUGCCAGUGAAUGCACCAGGGUGACCAGAGAUUUGGAUGCAGUGGGUAGAUUAUGAUAAUUGCUGACAUGUUCAAGCCUCCACAUGGAUGUAUUAUAGGCACUAUACUAAGCCUUUUAUUUCAUAUUACCUCAGCCCCGUUAGGUGAGAAUUGUUACUUUUCUUAUUUUACAGAUGAGGAAGCAGAGGCACAGAGAGGCAAAGUUCUUUGCCCAAGCUCAUACAGUUAGUAAGUCACAGAGCUGGGAUUCAGGCUGGGGAGGCUUGUCUCCAUGUGAUGUUAGCCACUUUGCUCUGUUGAAAUAUGGGUUGAUAUUGAAGCAGAGAUCCUUGGAUGUUGGGUUAAGGAAUUUGAACUUUAUUCUCUAUGUAAUGGAUGAGUCAUAGGAGGCAGUAAACAUUUUUAAAACUUGUGACAUUAAAGGAAAUGUUAAAAACCGCAUUUUCAUCCUAAUACAACUAUUUAUAUUUCUGCCUCUUCCUGCCAGUGUACACAUGCAUGCACAUUUACCAGAAUCAUGAGGAUUAAUGUGCAUUAGGCACUUAUGCUGUGCUUGGCAUGUCUUAAGCACUUCAAAGUAGGUGAUGUUUUUAAUCACAUUUUACAGCUGAGAUGAGGCAACAGGCUCAGUUAGGUUAAGCAACCCCAAGUCAUGCAGCAGUAGGUGGUGGAGCCAGGUCACAGAACAUAUCAAAAUCAGGUAUGACAUUUAACAGAUGCAGAGUUGGACUACAGGGAACAAGGCUAGGGCAAUUCUGAGGUUCCCAUAGCUGAACAUUUCCUAGGUUGACAUAUGGGGGAAUAUCGAAGCCCAAGAGGGGAACACUCUUAGUCAAAGAUCACCCAGUACCCCAGGUUCUCUUACAGAGCCCCAAGGUACUGGACAGAAUAUAGUGUGAAGGAGCUGUCCUAGACAUCCAGAGUCCCACAGAUUUUGGCAUCUGGAAGAGCUGAUGCCCUGCUCCUGAAUCCUGGCCCUGCCCCUUCCUGGCUGUGUGACUGUGCAAGGCACUACACCUGUCUGAACCUCCCUGUCCUCAUAUGUCAAAUGAGGAGAAUAAAUUGUACCUACCCAAUGAAGUUGUCACAAUUCAGAGAGAGAAUUCAGGUAUAGAUCACAAAUUGGCAGCUCAUAGGUUGAUUCCAGCCUACAGAGAAACUUUGUUUACUUUUCAGUGUUAAAAAGUGAGCCAACAUUUAGAAAUAAUGAAAUUUAAAACCUACUGCAGUGGUGAAAAGUGAGAUGCAUUCUCUCUGUGUUAAGAACAAGACAAGGAUGCCUUCCAUCAUGACACCAACAUUUUGACGGAGGCCAAGCCAAAGCAACAAAUCAAGAAAAGGAGUAAAUGGUAUAAGGGUCAGAAAGGGUAAAAUAAUAGCAAGUACACUGAAAUA
Molecule: messenger RNA, 5560 nt
Organism: Pteronotus mesoamericanus
Lineage: Eukaryota; Metazoa; Chordata; Mammalia; Chiroptera; Mormoopidae
Gene: ZNF341
Product: zinc finger protein 341
Exons: 15
Coding region: 23-2587 (854 amino acids)
Biological process (GO): regulation of transcription by RNA polymerase II
Cellular component (GO): nucleus
Molecular function (GO): RNA polymerase II cis-regulatory region sequence-specific DNA binding; DNA-binding transcription activator activity, RNA polymerase II-specific
Source: RefSeq, a predicted model, not a curated record